GUGGUAGGAGCUCUUUCCGCUGCGCGAGGACGCGGUUGAUGAAGGUUCCUCGAGUUGGAAGAAGCUUCUGAAGACUGAACGCAAACGUUUCACUGAACCGUGUGCUAAGCACUGUAAUGUUUUGGAUCAAGAAAAAAUAAUUCUUUUACCCGAGAGAAGACACUGGACGGUUCCGCGUGGCGUACAGUGAGAUGCCCUGCUGCGUGUUGACAUAGUUGAGGGUCCCAUAUUUCAGUAAGGUGCUUGGUUUCGCCCUCAAACGUGCUGUUGUAUGGACUAAGGCCGUCGGCGUGGAGUAGCAGUGGAGUCAUUGCGGUGUGCGCGUGUGGCGGGCAGCGUUUUCGGUGGCUGGCAGGCGCACACACACUCAUGGCCCGCUCUCUCGGGCCACGGGGCCGCGGGACGCCGUCUCCGUUGGACCGAGGCCACGGGACCCUGUUACCGCUGCUCCUGUUGGCCCUAAGUGCUCUGGACUCUGCUCACGCAAAUGUGCUGGACACCAUGUUGCUGAGGAAUUCUGGGAAGGCAACGAUGGACAACCGAAAGGAGGAGAAUGGCGGCUCUGUGCCGGUGGUUCCAGAGAGGACCCUGUGGUGCCACUGCUACCACCACUGCCCUGAGGACUCCACCAACAACACCUGCAGGACGGACGGCUACUGCUUCACCAUGGUGGAGGAGGAGGAUGGGGGUCCACCCACGCUCACUUCCGGCUGCCUGGGACUUGUGGGCUCUGAGUUCCAGUGCAGGGACACUGGGAAUUCCCGGCUGAGGAGGGUCCUGGAAUGCUGCACGGACCAGGACUACUGCAACCGGGACCUGCUCCCCACCUUGCCUCCGGUCCUCCCACCCACCUACGUGGUCAGCAGUGUCCACCACAUGGCCCUGUCCAUCUCCGUGACAGUGUGUAGCAUUGUCCUCCUGCUCAUCAUUGUAUUCUGUUACUUCAGAUACAAGCGUCAGGAGCUGAGGCCGCACUACAGUAUCGGCCUGGAGCAGGACGAGACGUUCAUCCCUCCGGGAGAGUCUCUGAAGGACCUGAUCGAGCAGUCUCAGAGCUCCGGCAGUGGUUCGGGCCUCCCCCUGCUGGUGCAACGCACCAUCGCUAAGCAGAUCCAGAUGGUGAAGCAGAUCGGGAAGGGUCGCUACGGCGAGGUGUGGAUGGGCCGCUGGCGUGGCGAACGCGUGGCUGUCAAGGUCUUCUUCACGACCGAGGAGGCCAGCUGGUUCCGGGAGACCGAGAUCUACCAGACCGUUCUCAUGCGGCACGAGAACAUACUGGGCUUCAUCGCGGCAGACAUCAAGGGCACGGGUUCCUGGACGCAGCUCUACCUGAUCACAGACUACCACGAGAGCGGCUCUCUGUACGACUACCUGAAGUCCACCACGCUGGACACACGGGCACUGCUGCGGCUGGCAUACUCGGCCGUCUCGGGCCUGUGCCACCUCCACACGGAGAUCUUCGGCACGCAGGGCAAGCCAGCCAUCGCCCACCGCGACCUCAAGAGCAAGAACAUCCUGGUGAAGAAGAACGGCACGUGCUGCGUCGCCGACCUGGGCCUCGCCGUCAAGUUCAUCAGUGACACGAAUGAAGUGGACAUUCCUCCGAACACGCGUGUGGGCACCAAGCGCUACAUGCCCCCGGAGGUGCUGGACGAGACCCUGAACCGCAGCCAUUUCCAGUCUUACAUCAUGGCUGACAUGUACAGCUUCGGCCUGAUCCUGUGGGAGAUCGCCCGGAGAUGCGUGUCUGGAGGCAUUGUGGAGGAGUAUCAGUUGCCUUACUAUGACCUAGUGCCCACAGAUCCAUCCUACGAGGAUAUGAGAGAGGUGGUGUGUAUAAAGAGACAACGUCCAUCCUUUGCCAACCGCUGGGCCAGUGAUGAGUGCCUGAGACAGAUGGGUAAGCUGAUGACAGAAUGCUGGGCGCACAACCCAGCCUCUCGCCUCACUGCCCUGAGAGUGAAGAAGACCCUGGCCAAGAUGUCCGAGUCCCAGGACAUUAAGCUGUGAGGGAGGCUCCCGGCAGCUCCGAGAGGCUCCGAGAGACUCCGAGAGAGGCGGCUAGGGCCACCAGGCAGCGGAGACGGAGCUGGCCAGGCGAGCCUCCGCGCACCGUCACCGUCCUGCCCUGAGGUAAGAAGAGCUGGAGAACCCCCACCCCACCCCCUUCCUCCCCCCGGGGCUCUGUCGUGCUUUCUGUGAAAGCUCCCCAUGCAGCGGAGAGGAGAAGCACGCGGGAGGAGAAGGAGCGCCCCCUGCUGGCGCGUGGACGGCCCUCCUCCCAGGUGCACGUGGUAGGCAGAGGGGAAACGCGCGUCUGCCCAACGCCGUUUGCCGUUUUGGUCCUGUUGGCUUUUUUUUUCCUUCCUUGUUGAAUCUAACGAUAUUUCAGCUGUACAGAGAGAGGGGCAAUCUAUACGUGUUGAUCACGGAAGGUUUUGAUAUGCUGUGUCGAGGAAGAAUGUUAGAAGGCACACAAGCCAGAUUUCCGUGUGUUAAAUCUAAAUGCAUAGACUCCUGUUAUAAGUCCGUCCUGCCCCCUCUCUGUCUUUGACAUCUGAUGCGUUGUUAUUUUGAUUGUUUAUGGAAGUAAUGGUGGAAUGUUGGAGACCUGCUACAGGCCUCUGUUAUUUUCAGGCCGUAUGUAUUUGCCUUGUAAAUACUUGUAACCCAAAAUAUGAAUGUAAAUACCGUUAUUGAAAUGUAUUGUUAAUUUUGGAUCAAAUAAGUAUUUUUUGUUUUGUUUUGUUCCUUUUUUUGGUGUUUCCCUGACCAUUUCUGUGUUUACUUGUGCCUUAUUUAACAUGUACCUGUAAAUUUAAUGUGUGAAGUUAUAGUAACAGUUCUAUGUAAGAGAAGUGGGUGAAAGGUUUCCUAAGGUUGUAUGUAUCAGGUAUAACCACCGCCCCCCCAAUAAAAGGCUUCAGGUUCUACUUAUGUCCUGCAACUUCAAAGGA
This is a messenger RNA of Electrophorus electricus (electric eel), 2957 nucleotides long. RefSeq names its product bone morphogenetic protein receptor, type IBb (gene bmpr1bb). Gene Ontology annotation, cellular component: plasma membrane; signaling receptor complex. The record is from RefSeq and is a predicted model, not a curated record. Gene Ontology annotation, molecular function: ATP binding; transmembrane receptor protein serine/threonine kinase activity. Gene Ontology annotation, biological process: protein phosphorylation; cell surface receptor protein serine/threonine kinase signaling pathway; cellular response to growth factor stimulus. NCBI's taxonomy places the organism in Eukaryota, Metazoa, Chordata, Actinopteri, Gymnotiformes, Gymnotidae.